AUGGCAGUCUCACCUACACACUGCCGUCCUGGUCUCGCCAUGACGGAUUCACAGCUUAUGGAGGCUAAAAUCCUAAUUCUCGACCUUCUUGGCUGGGGACUGAGUCCGGAGAAUCUCGUAGAGGCUGGAAUCUCAAAAUACUGCCUAGUACCCUGCCUGCGGGAGCUAAAAUUAAGGUUGCCAACGAACAUUGACCUCUCGGACGUGGUCCUUUAUGAUCCUCCAAUCCCAACGUUAGAAUCUCACAUGCCAUCAAAGGUCGAGUCCAACUUUUCCUCAAAUGGCACUUCACCGCGCGCACCGAAUUCCAGUGAACAGCCUGCCGUAACCGGUGACCCGGCG
Acaulospora colombiana is the source of this 342-nucleotide messenger RNA. Lineage: Eukaryota; Fungi; Glomeromycota; Glomeromycetes; Diversisporales; Acaulosporaceae. The record is from the annotation of a GenBank genome assembly.